AUGCGCUCGCCCUCCGACAACGCCUCCGAGGCCUCGUCUCUGAUUUCCCACAGUUCUGGGCCGUCAACAUACGGCGUCGCACCCGGGCAGCCUUCGGAACCUUCACGCAAGAAGAUCAUCUUCAACGCUGGCGUAAAGAUGGCUGUCAUAUUUAUUGUCGGCUGCGCUAUCCUUGGUGGUACUCUCUGGCUGGCUUUGCCGCGGUUAGAAGAGAUGGACCGAGACAAGCUUCGGAUUCCCAAGUCCUUUGAGCAGCUCAAGGACUUGAACGACCUCCUGAAGAAGUACCGGGACAUCUACCCGUUCCAGAUAUUCGUCUGCUUCGUCGUCACCUACCUCUUCCUGCAACUAUUCUCGCUGCCCGGGUCGAUGUACAUGUCCAUCCUCGGCGGUGCGGUGUGGGGUGUCGCACGCGCCCUACCACUAUGUUGCGCGUGCGUGGCGACGGGCUCAUCGCUCUGCUACCUCCUCUCGUCGGCACUCGGGCCGGCGCUCUUGACACUACCAGCCAUCAAGACCCGCAUGGAGUCGUUCUCAGGACAGGUCUCGCGCCAACGCGCGAACAUUAUUCCCUUCCUCAUCGUCCUCCGCAUCGCCCCUUUGCCACCACACUGGGUCGUCAACAUGCUCUGCCCGCAUCUCGGCAUCGGAUUGCCGACCUUCUGGCUCAGCACGUUCCUCGGCAUCUUCGGUGUUACUGUCAUCCACACUACCAUCGGCUCCGGACUCGACGACAUGACGAGCGCCGGCGACUUCCAUCUUAUCUCGUGGAGGAACUUCUUCCUGCUCGCGGCGGUGGUCUGUGGCGCGCUUAUUCCCGUCGGCAUCCGAUACUUCUUCGCACGCGAAGUUCAGGCCGCUGGUGACGUCGAGGACCAAGCAACACCCAUCCGCUUGCCAGGCGAGGACGACGCGCUACUGGCCUCCGGUGCACCAGUCGAUGGCGCCGAUGGUGCAAGCAAGAAGUCACCGAUUAUCCCUGUGGCCCCGCCCCGCUUCGUGCCAAGCGAUAGUGAAAGCGAGUUCGAGAGCGACAUGGACGAGGAUGUGAUCCUCGAGGCAGGGCCCGCACUGGUUCUCAAGCCAGAGGACGAACGUGCACCUGUAGCAUCGACGUCGUCGUCACCCACACCAUCAUCAUCACGGUCUUCGUCGUCUGUAUCAUGA
Messenger RNA from Peniophora sp. CBMAI 1063, 1167 nucleotides. Lineage: Eukaryota; Fungi; Basidiomycota; Agaricomycetes; Russulales; Peniophoraceae. The record is from the annotation of a GenBank genome assembly.